CGUGAAUCCCACUUGCCACCCAUCAAUAAUCUUCUAAGGUUUAAGUUUAUGUUGCUGUGGCACAGGACGUUCCGGACACUAUAUCAGUGACAUAAAUCCCCUGUUUCAGUUUGAGAACAGCUAGUUUCUCCCUAUGCAGACCCCGAUGGUCUUGAUGCCAAGCCUCCUUAGACUCCUCCGCGCUCUCAAUUAUUUAAAGAGGAUGAAACCGGACCCCUUGAUCAACUUCUCCUCCUCCCCUAUCUUCCCGCUCUCUAGUACGAGACUUCAUCCCGCGGUUCACUGGACAAACAUGGUGGUCACAGGAUAUGAUGCCGCCGGGUAUGCCGAUCUCGGCUCGCCGAGAAAUUCUUUUUCAAAUUCAGCCAUUCCAGACAUGGAAUAAUCUUCGGCAACUAAGCAGAAACUAGAGACUAGUCGAAGAAAAUGCAGCAGGGAAAGGAAAACGAAAAGAAAAGAAAAAUG
This is a messenger RNA of Aspergillus pseudotamarii, 465 nucleotides long. RefSeq lists its product as uncharacterized. The record is from RefSeq and is a predicted model, not a curated record. The transcript has a single exon. The coding region runs from base 134 to 385 and encodes 83 amino acids. NCBI's taxonomy places the organism in Eukaryota, Fungi, Ascomycota, Eurotiomycetes, Eurotiales, Aspergillaceae.